AUGAGUCGGUCUCCAUCGUUCUCAGCGAGGUCUGAGCUUAGUAUAAAGCCUGAUCCGGAGUCUCUGAAACGAUGGGUUCACGCAUUUUGCAUUAUGAGGUUUGAUCUCGAGCAAGGCCAGCUCUUAGAAGAGUGUUAUCCACCGAAUCGUCUCUCACCAGAAGAAGAAAUCGAGGUUUCAUUCAACUCCUUCCCCGAUUCCGUCUCACAGAAACAUAACCGGUCAAGCAUACACGACUGCAUUUUCUUUUUCCGGUUUCGUAGACCGAAGAAGGAGGAGGAGGUAGGUGGUGGUGGUGGUGGUGAUAGGUACUUGUAUGGUUAUGUGUUUAAUAGGCAGAGGCAUGAUGAGAGAUUGAAAAGAGGAGGUGAGCAGAAGUCUGUGGUGAUACUAUCUCACACGCCUUACUCUAGUGUCUUUAGACCAUUGCUUCAAAUCAUUGGUCCUUUGUAUUUUGACGUUGGGAAUAAAGCUAUUGAGCAUAUUGCUGGUUACGUCUCCAUGUGGCCUCCCCCUGUGCCUGGCAAGCUAAUGGAGCUACCGAUUGGUAACGCAACGCUCAAGGUGAACUUGCCUCCUGCUCAUAGCCUUCCGUUGGAAAAUGGGGUUUUGUAUGAGGAGUCUGCUUCUUCAAUGGCUCCUUUGCUUCCAACGAAUCAGUCUGUUCCUCAGGGACUUUUCCAUGAUGCUGAUCUCUUUGGGGUUUACAGGGGGCUGUUGUUGCAGCUGUGGACGUUGUGGGAGCUGCUUCUUAUCGGUGAGCCUAUCCUCAUCAUAGCGCCAACGCCUCCGCAGUGUUCAGAGGCUGUUGCUUGUCUUGUGAGUUUGGUUGCGCCGUUGUUUUGCAGCGUCGAUUUUAGACCGUAUUUCACUAUACAUGAUCCGGGGUUUGCUCGGUUGAACUCACUCCGGGAAGGAGAUAGUUUCCCUCCGAUGGUUUUAGGUGUCACCAACCUUUUCUUCCUUAAGGCUCUUCGGAACAUGCCUCAUGUUGUCUCGGUUGGAACUCCAGCUCCGAACUCAAACCGUGUAGCGUUUUCAAGUAGGUCGGCAGGUAGAGUAUCUGGCAAGGCUGAAGGAUUAGGUGUGCAGCAGCUUUCGUUGAGAAGAUUCUCUCCUACGAAUUUGCUAAACGCAGUAAAGCUCAGGAGAGAUGGACCUUUAUGUCUCAUGACGGAGCAUAAGGAAGCUGUGUGGACGACCUACUCUGCGAUAACGAAGCCAGACACUUCUGUUUUGAAUAGACUUAUCGAUGCUGGGAUGUCGCCGAGGGUUGAGGAGUCAAUGUCAGUUGUGAAUAAUGAGAUUCUGAGACGGCAUUUCUUGGAGUUGACUACGAAUUUCUUGGCACCAUUUGGUCCUUACUUCCAGGUUAAUGCUCCUUCUGAUGGAUCUUCCCCAUAUGUUACUCCUCCUGCGCUCCCAUUGUUCGGUGCUGAUGAGUUUCUUUCAAAUUUAUCUGCGAGAGGUGUUGGGAAGUUCUUGUCUAAACGCAUGAAAUCCAAUUGGCCCGACUUGUAUAGGCGGUUUCUACAAGGGCCUAAUUUUAUGCCCUGGUUCCAAAGACGGCGUGCUGUUGCCAAGCAAGAACAACGUAGAUUAUGGAGGUUGGCUAGAAUGAAGACUGAUAUGCGACUGAUUACGUCUCAGAUGAAUGAAUUGGAAGCUGUGGAUUCCUUCAAUGCGAUUGAGAGAUACAUCAGUGAGGAAGUCAAGUCUCGGGAAUCAGGAGGAGGAAGUGCAGAUUCAGAAGGAACGUUUCAGAAACUGAAGACGGAUUUACAAGCUGUGUUCAGUGUACUUCCAAAAGACAUGCAACAGCUUUUGCUUUCGAAUCCGCAAAGAGCAUCACUUCUUCAAGAUCCAUCAGAGCUCCAAUGA
This is a messenger RNA of Microthlaspi erraticum, 1881 nucleotides long. Lineage: Eukaryota; Viridiplantae; Streptophyta; Magnoliopsida; Brassicales; Brassicaceae. The record is from the annotation of a GenBank genome assembly.